AUGAACAACAUGCGCAAUUCUAAGACUCAGUUAGAGAAUUUUGCUCUUUUUGACGACAUUUGUACUCUGCUUUUUAUUGACAAAAUACAUUACUGGUCUGAGAUCCAUAAGGUUCGUAAACUUGUGAGUCGCUCUAUCGAACGGAUUGACCCGCAGCUUCUUCUUGGCAUAGUCAUCCAGAAUGUGAUAGAACAGAACGAUUUGGACGGUGCGGUUGAGGAAGUAUCGAAACUGCGCGAACUGCAGCCUAUAUUCCAAAGAUGGUCAGGAUCAUCAAAUAAUGCUUUCCUAAGGCACGUUCGUUUGUAUUUAUCUCUCUACCUUCCUUCUUGUAACUUUGAAAUUUGCUCUACUAACAGGUACUUUACUUCGACUAAACAUGAAGCCUGCGUAACCGCCCGAGAACCUAUACAAGCAGGAGACGAUAUUUUAGAUCUGUCAGGGACUAUUGUAAAAUUAACCCCUAAAGAAGAAAGGACUUUAGGGGCUGAGAAAGAUUUUAGUAUUCUGCAUUCUAGUAGAUUAGGUUCAAUGUGUCUAUUUUUGGGGCCUGCUCGUUUUGUGAAUCAUGAUUGUGAGGCCAAUUGCCGAUUUAAUACUUCGGGUAGAAGAAUUUGGCUGAAAUCCAUUAAGCCAAUACUACCAGGACAAGAAAUUACUACUUUCUAUUCUUCAAAUUAUUUCGGUACCGAUAACUGUGAAUGUCUUUGUUCUACGUGUGAACAAAAAGGCAUGAAUGGCUACAGAAAAUUUUUUAAUUACCAUUUGAAUACAUUAAAGUCAUCGUACUUAGAGAGUGUGUCUGCUCAACAAAGCCAGCAAAGAGAAGGGCAUCCUUUCUCCAUAUCUCAACAAGACAUGCUUUUCCUCAGUCAUUGGGACACUGGUAGCGACUUAAGUAAUGCUUCGGAUUCUGAUUUAGAUGAUGAGUUUUCUCUAUAUAUCCCGCGGCAUAAAAAGAGAAUUUGGUCUCGUGAACGAAAAUCUAUGGAAACAGCAUUCUUAGAAGAAACGAUGAAAUCACAACAGCAAACAAGCUUUGAUAAGUUUCGAAAAGAGCUUAAAAGGAGAAGGCUGAAUGGCAGUAUUGAAUAUUCUUGCUCAGAUUGUCAAGGACUUUUCAACGCAUCUUUGUCUCGUGCUCAAGAUAGAAGGUGCCAAAAAUGUUCACGUCAUUUUCAUCUUUAUGAACUUCCGUGGCCAUUUCGAAGUAGAUCCGAAUACGAAGAAGCUAGGCCUGUUAGCCCUACCAAAGAAAUUGCCCAGAAACAACACACCAUGUCGUUGCGACGAAAAAAGCAUAUAAGCUAUACCAUUUAA
Molecule: messenger RNA, 1320 nt
Organism: Schizosaccharomyces osmophilus
Lineage: Eukaryota; Fungi; Ascomycota; Schizosaccharomycetes; Schizosaccharomycetales; Schizosaccharomycetaceae
Gene: set9
Product: histone lysine H4-K20 methyltransferase Set9
Exons: 1
Coding region: 1-1320 (439 amino acids)
Cellular component (GO): nucleus
Molecular function (GO): protein binding; histone H4K20 methyltransferase activity
Source: RefSeq, a predicted model, not a curated record